UUGUCCAAUCACAUGACAGUAUAAUUUUGUAUUUGCCGUUGAUUAAAACCUUUGUAACAGAAAACGAAGCAAAAGGUCAUCCUAACUUUUGUACGGUACGACACUUGCGGUCAAACCGGAAUUGGCGAUAUUAUUUCAGUAGUUUAAAUCAUAAACAGCAUCAUGGGUCGCAAAUUCGUUGUCGGCGGAAACUGGAAGAUGAAUGGCGACAAGAACCAGAUCAACGAGAUCGUCAACAACCUGAAGAAAGGUCCUCUGGACCCCAAUGUUGAGGUUGUUAUUGGUGUGCCUGCCAUCUACCUUGCUUAUGUGAAAAGCAUCAUUCCUGACACCAUCAGCGCAGCUGCCCAAAACUGCUGGAAGACUGCUAAAGGAGCAUUUACUGGUGAAAUAUCGCCAGCAAUGAUCAAAGAUGUUGGCUGCGAGUGGGUGAUCCUCGGCCACUCGGAAAGGAGGACAAUCUUUGGCGAAAAGGACGAGUUGGUCGCUGAGAAGGUUGCCCACGCAUUGGAGUCUGGUCUGAAAGUCAUCGCGUGCAUUGGCGAGACCCUGGAAGAGAGGGAGGCAGGCAAGACCGAGGAGGUGGUGUUCCGGCAGACGAAGGCGCUGAUCCCGGCCAUCGGCAGCAACUGGGACCGCGUGGUGCUGGCCUACGAGCCCGUGUGGGCCAUCGGCACCGGCAAGACCGCCUCGCCUCAGCAGGCUCAAGACGUACACGCGUCUCUCCGCAACUGGCUGUCCGCGAACGUGUCGGCGGAGGUGGCGGGCGCCGUGCGCAUCCAGUACGGCGGCUCCGUGACGGCCGCCAACGCCAAGGAGCUGGCGUCCUGCGCCGACAUCGACGGCUUCCUCGUCGGCGGAGCCAGCCUGAAGCCCGAGUUCGUCGACAUCGUUAACGCGACUCAGUAAAUCUAACGUAGGUUGGUUCACAAAACGCCCGUCAGCCCAUAAGUCCCUAAGCAUUCAAGUAACUUCCGAGUGGUAUAGAACACAACAAUGAAGAAACUUUUUAAAAUAGCUGGCAACAAUGUACAAAUUUAGUCGGUAUUUGUUUUUGCUGCUAAACUUGACAACUACUUAAAACUCCGUUUGACAAUCUUUAUAAUAUAUGUGACAGACAAAAAUCAGUAACUCUGUAUCUGUCACAUCUAUUGUAAGUUGCAUCUUGUUAAAUAUUAGUUUUUUAUAUACGUUGUCGCGUCUAUGAUUGCCAUUGUCGCGGUCGUUUUGUGCGUACCCUGCUAUUAGUACUCAUUUAUACAUUAUAUGCAUACGAUAUAUGUAAUAGUCAUAGUAGUAAUAGUUAUAGAUGUCGUAUGCUUGCAAUUUGCAUUAUCCGUUUCAUAAGUUAAAAUUUAUAAUAACUUUUCGUUUGUAAGUUUAUAUUAAAUCAAAUUUGAUAUGAGAGUAUGUCUACUUGGUUAUUGUUGUUGUGUAUUUAUAGAGCGUUCGAAGUUUUCAAAUUGUACAUGUUUCUUUACUGUUAACUGGUGUCGUACAUGAAUAAAUUCGCUAUAUUACCGUU
Cydia pomonella (codling moth) is the source of this 1525-nucleotide messenger RNA. RefSeq names its product triosephosphate isomerase (gene Tpi). Gene Ontology annotation, biological process: gluconeogenesis; glycolytic process; glyceraldehyde-3-phosphate biosynthetic process. Gene Ontology annotation, molecular function: triose-phosphate isomerase activity. The record is from RefSeq and is a predicted model, not a curated record. The coding region runs from base 163 to 909 and encodes 248 amino acids. Gene Ontology annotation, cellular component: cytosol. Lineage: Eukaryota; Metazoa; Arthropoda; Insecta; Lepidoptera; Tortricidae. The transcript has 6 exons.